ACUUGUUUUCCUACGCUAUGUGAUAUCUUCGCGCGUUAAAUUACAUCGUAAUUUAUGAUCCUGGAAUUGAAUACUUCACACAGGAUAUGGUGUAUCUUCAAAGAGAAGCAUCUUCUCUUGAAAUAUGUUUCCCAGUGGAAAAGGAAUGGAUAUUUGUAUGAAUUCAGUGUAUGCCUCCAUCCCUGGAUUACCGGAACUAGGGAUGGUAUGGAUGGGAGAUAUGAUGGUACAUGGAGAACCUACUCAUGAACUUAUGUUGGAUCCUCGUCAAGCGGAAAGUCCAUUUUUCUCUCAUGGUUCGAAUCCAUAUGAAGAUAUUAGGAACCAUCAAAUAGCACCUACAACUAUGGUGCGGUAUCUACCACCUCAAUAUCCUAACGAGUGUUCAGAACCUGAUGAAGCUAUGGAAGCUGCUGAUGCCCAAGAAAUAAGAGAGUAUGAUUCACAAUCUGAAAGGCCAGAAAUGACAGAGUAUUUAACAUUAGAAGAUUACAUGGGUGACGAAGAAAGGGAGCAAGUUGUAAACAAUGCAGCAACACAAACUACUCAGGACAAUCGCAAUAGGAAAAUAAAACCUAUAAAACAUCCUGGACUUGUUUUAAAGACACCAAUCGCGUAUCAGCCACAUACAGAUUUAAACUUUAUUCCCAUUCGUAAGGAUGGUAUAGCUGUUUGUGAAAAAUGUGGUGCUAUUGGAGUGAAACAUGCAUUUUACACAAAGGAACGCAGAUUUUGUAGUAGAGCGUGUGCGCGAUCUUCGGAACAUACCGCCCCUACUGCAGACUCUACAUACAGUCCAUCUCAUUCUGUAGAAACACUUCCAUCUGUUAAUCCAACUUCUCCAAAUGAAUCGAAAGUCUUAGUGAAAGAAGAAACGGAUAUAAAAAAGGAACCUGCUGAAUCAGAAAAAGAAAAAGAAAAAGUUAUAUCCGAACCAGUGAUGCCAGAGGACCUACCUGUAAGAAGAAAGAGAACAGCUGAAAUGGCGGGUUCUUAUGAUUGGACUCCACAGCUAGUGGAACCUGGAUUUUGUGCUGCCCCAGUGUCUUGCUUCAAACACGCACCUAUAUCGGAAAUAUGGGAUAAUAUAACAGUUGGUAUGAAAGUUGAAGUAGAGAAUACGGAUUGCGACGAAGUAUGCGAAGCUUUUCCAGAUUCUUUUUGGGUUGCCACCGUGUUACGCAUAUCCGGGUAUAGAGCUUUAUUGAGGUACGAAGGUUUCGGACUUAACGCCGAUAAAGAUUUUUGGGUAUCUCUGUGCUCCAAUGAUAUACACCCUGUAGGCUGGUGUGCAACUAUUGGUAAACCACUCAUUCCACCUAACACUAUCGCUAACAAAUACAAAGACUGGAAGGAUUUUUUAAUGAGACGAUUAACAGGUGCAAGGACACUGCCAACUAAUUUUUAUAAUAAAGUUAACGAUAGUAUGAAGUCCCGUUUCAGAUGUGGACUUCAUUUGGAAGUAGUAGAUAAAAAUAGAAUCUCGCAAGUAAAAGUAGCAACGAUACAAAAAAUUGUUGGCAAACGUUUACAUGUAAGAUACUAUGACUCGCCGCCCGAAGACAAUGGUUUUUGGUGUCACGAAGAUUCCCCUCUUAUACAUCCUGUUGGUUGGGCCAAGAGGGUAGGCCAGACGUUGGAUGCAUAUCCCGAAUAUUUGGAACGCGUGUCGAAAUCAAAAUUAUGCGAAGAUGAUUCAACAGAAGAUCUUUUUUAUGUGCCAAAGAACCAUCACUUGCACCUUGGUUACACAUUUCGAGAAGGAAUGAAGAUAGAAGCCAUUGAUCCACUUAAUCUUUCUGCUAUAUGCGCGGCAACGGUUAUGCAAGUUUUGAAAGAGGAUUACAUAAUGAUUCGUAUAGAUAGUUAUGAUGAGGAUGCAAGUGGUGCUGAUUGGUUUUGCUAUCAUUCGUGUUCACCUUGUAUUUUUCCAAUCGGAUUUUGUUCUCAACACGGUUUACCGCUUACGCCGCCAAAAGGAUACGAUCCUACUACAUUUACAUGGGACACAUAUUUAAUGGAGACAAAUACUAUACCUGCACCUGUGCAAUUGUUUAACAGGGAGAUUCCUCAGCAUGGGUUUAUCGAAGGAAUGAGGCUUGAAGCUGCAGAUUUAAUGGAUCCUAGAUUAGUUUGUGUUGCUACUAUUACCAGGGUGAUUGGGAGGUUAUUGAGAGUACACUUUGAUGGCUGGGAAGAUGAAUACGAUCAGUGGUUAGAUUGUCAGAGUCCAGAUAUUUAUCCAGUUGGGUGGUGUGAUUUGGUUGAUCACAAAUUAGAAGGGCCCCGUGUACUCAAUAAAAACACUAGUCCUACUGUAAAAUCACCAAGAGGCCUUAAACGUAAAGCUAAGAGAAAACUGAAGAAAAGCAGCAAAGUAUCUUGCGCGAAAAACAUUCUACCUCGGCACAGUGAACGUAUUAGCAUGGCUCGUGAGCGUGAACGAGAAGUAGAGCCUGCUCAAGGGAUAAAAAUUGAGAGAGAACGCGACGUGGAAAGUUUGCCGGAACAAAGAAAUAGGGAACCAGAACCAGCAGAAGAGCCAGCUGGACCUGAUCAAACUUUACCUAGUCCUACUACAGGUCAAGGUCAAGCGUUAAAUGAUACUCAAAGUGAAAUUCAAAGCCCUCCACCGCCGAAAGAAAGAACUGCGACAUCGUAUAUUAAUGUGACGUCAGCCACUAAUAAAUACAUCCCAAGGCUAGCAGAUGGUGUACAAAAAAGUUCGGAAUCUGGUGAUUUAGUGCCAUCUGAAUGGAAUGUGUUUGAUGUUGCACAAUUUCUUCGUGUUAAUGAUUGUGCAACGUAUUGCGAUAAUUUUAGUAAACGUAAAAUAGACGGAAAAACUUUGUUGACACUCACUAAGGACCAAAUAAUAGACCUGACAGGUUUUAAAGUUGGGCCUUCUUUAAAAAUAUACGAUCUUAUUCAACAAUUGAAAAUCAAAGUGAAUCCAGCUCAGGAAAGGUUGAAAUUAGGAUUGAAAAAGUUAUUAUAACAGAGCUAGUAUGUAGUUAAUAACGUGAAUAAGUUCCAUCAUUUCAUAAAAAUAAACAUGGAUUUACAGGUAAGGUAUGCAAAUUCAAGUAAUUAAAAAUUUAUAUUUGGAAUAGUUCACAUUUGUUGUCGGUUAUAUGCUUUGUUCGUAUACUAAUGCAUACACAUAUCUAUAUGUAUAUGUAUACAUAUAUAGAUACAUAUAAAAAAAAUGAUCAAGAUUAAAAUUUUGAGAUCCAAAUUAAUUUUUAAAUCACAGAUUUUCUCUAACAUUAACAAUUCAAAAGGAAACAAAUCAAAAUUGAUUCCACAGUAUUAUUUAUGUUUAAAUAUAACAAUCAAGAAUAUUAAUAGAUCUUUAUAUAGACAGCUAUUAUUUGUAAAUCCAUGCUUUCAUGUUGCACUAAAUUGUUUGCAGAUGCAUGAACCACACUUAAAUAAUUACUCAUUGUAUAUUAAACAAUUUUUUUUAAGAAACAAAAAUUAAAAACGUAAUUUAAAGAAAAAAUGUUAGCGGAGUAAAUUAACAAAGAUGUAUUAAAAUAGAAAGUAAAAAUAUAGUAAAAUGAAUAAUAAAGUACAAACUAAUCCUUGGGCAUCAAUUCAUCACAGCUCUAAUCACAUUUGCCUUAAUGAUACAAUUCGCGUUAAUAAAAUAGUUUUACGUAUUUUAAUAAAUUUGUUAAUUUACUCUCUAUCAUAAUCAACAAGUACACAUUUGUACAUAAUUAAAGAGAACGAAACGGUCAACUUUUAACCUUGUAAAUAUAGCAUUUAGCACAAUAUUAGGUUUAGCUAAUUUUUUUGAAAGAAUGAAGUGAACAUAACCACACUGUACAAGAAAGGUAACUGUUAGCAAGUGGUUGAUGCAUUUGUAUCUCAGAAAUUGUAUCCAUGUCUAGCUUUAUAAUCAUUACAGUAAAUCAAACAAGUCGAGACUCAUCUUUGUCUUAGACUCAUUAAAUACUA
This is a messenger RNA of Hylaeus anthracinus, 3966 nucleotides long. RefSeq names its product polycomb protein Sfmbt-like. NCBI's taxonomy places the organism in Eukaryota, Metazoa, Arthropoda, Insecta, Hymenoptera, Colletidae. Gene Ontology annotation, cellular component: nucleus. Gene Ontology annotation, biological process: regulation of DNA-templated transcription; heterochromatin formation. Bases 125 to 2998 code for a protein of 957 amino acids. The record is from RefSeq and is a predicted model, not a curated record. The transcript has 9 exons. Gene Ontology annotation, molecular function: zinc ion binding.